AUGUUUGGACGCUCUGUCUAUAUCGUCUACGUCAUCGAGAUGCAAAUGAGGGGCCUUCCUCACGCCCACAUUGUAUUCAAGAUUGACGGCGACGGACCAGUUCAGGCGUCCGAAAUUGACUCCAUCAUCCGCGCGGAUAUUCCCUCGGAAGAAGAGGCCGGAGGCCGACUGAGAAAGUUGGUCCUCAAACACAUGAUCCACGGUCCAUGUGGUAAUGAUCAUAGGACUGACUUUCUCUGUUGGGACUCUGCAAAGGGUUACUGCACCAAAUACUUCCCCAAGCCCUGCUGUGAAACCACCCACGUCGACGAGAGGGGAUUCGUCCAGUACAAGCGAGAUUAUACCAAUCGGGGGACAAUUGUAUCACGCAAUAAGAACAUUAUCGUACAUGACGGUUGGGUUGUGCCUUAUAAUCCCGCACUGAUGUUGAAAUACGAGGCUCACAUCAAUUUGGAGCUGGCGUCUACUCGCCGCGUGAUUAAGUACCUCUUCAAAUAUCUUAUGAAGGGAGGAUCUCUCCAGAACGUCACAGUUACUCCCUUCAGUAAGCAAGAUGAUGAGGUACAGCAUUACGUGACGAAGAGAAUGGUGGGUGCCAGUGACGCGUGCUGGCGUUUAUUAAACUUUCCAGUAUCAGAAUCUGAGCCGGCUGUUGAAUGUCUUCCCGUCCAUCUGGAGGGCAAGCAGUCCGUCCUGUUUAGACCUGGCCAACUGGCAGAGGCAGCCGCUAGGAACAGCUCCAAACUCACCAUCUACUUUGACCGGCCUCGUAUUUCACUGUUUGACGACCUGACUUAUCAGGGGUUCUAUGAAACGUUUGUGGUUCAUGUCAAGCGCCCAAAAACUGCGGAGAUAUACGAGCACCCCGAUGGCGUCCAUUUUAUCACUGCCCGACAGCGUGGCGAGAAGGUGUGCAGACUGUUUUGGGUCUCACCGAGCAGGACAGAACAGUAUUACCUGCGUAUCCUGCUUAUGACUGUAUCUUGCCGUGGUUAUGCCGACCUCCUGUCCCGCGGUGGACCAAACUGCCGCACUUUUCAAGGGGUCGCGCGGCAUCUUGGCUUGGUGCAAGACGAACAGGAGUACCACUACGCACUGCGCGAGGCCGCCACUUUCAUGACUGGCCCGAGACUUCGUUCUUUCUUUGUGAUCCUCUGCAACAUGGGGGCUCCUGCAGCUCUCCUGUGGGAUGCUUUCCGUGAUUCCAUCUGCGAGGACCACAUAGAGCGUAAUCCUCUCGAUGUUGAACUGGCCUACAAGCUAGGUCUCAUCGAUAUUGAUCGGAGUCUUCGUCGGCAGGGUUCUUGCGUCGCAGAUCAUGGCCUCCCCGAUGUACACGAUGACACGACGGAGUUGGGCAGAGAACUGCUCUUACAUGGUGAAAAUCAACAGAGAGUGUUUGUGGAGGAGUGGGUGCCAAAGCUCUCUGAAGAUCAAAACCGCGUAUUUGAGUACGUUACCUCCGUUCUCAAUGCCCCUGCCAGCGGAACGUCGUCGAAAAUCAUUUUUCUUGACGGCCCGGGAGGCUAUGGGAAGACCACUCUGAUUCGUGUCAUUCUCGCAUACGUGAGAGGUUGUCGUCAGGUUGCACUGGCAGUCGCUAGCUCUGGGAUCGCCGCGGGUAACAUGCCUGGUGGAACUACAGCUCACAGCAUGUUCCGGUUGCCACUCGACUUCGGUGACGGCACCGGCUUUUGGAACAUCACCAACGGCUCCCAGCGAGCAGAGCUCAUCAGGGCCGCAAGGCUCAUUGUCUUUGAUGAGGCCCCGAUGGCACAUCGGUUCGUUUUCGAGGUUCUUGACAGAUCCCUGCGAGACCUCAUGCGUUCCAGUGAGCUAUUCGGUGGUAAAAUAUUCCUCUGUUGUGGCGACUUUCGCCAGAUCGCGCCUGUCGUUGUAAACGCUCGUACUCCAACUGACAUUGUUUGUGUCUCACUUCGGGCUUCCCAUCUGUGGCAGCAUUUCAAAAUUUUUGCCCUGACAACAGCUCAUCGGACUAGUAGUUCCACAGCCUAUUCCGAAUUCCUUCUUAGGGUAGGCAACGGAACUGUCAGUUCGACCACUUUCUUGGAGGGACGGAACGAACAAAGUCUAAUUCCGCUGCUCGGGAUUAGACAAGUGACGUCUUUGACUGAUUUGGUCGAUUCCGUCUUUCCCGCAAACGUCCUACUCGACUCUGAUAUGUGUUCGCGACGCGCAAUCCUCUCGACUCUGAUAGUGAACGUCAAGGAGAUCAACGACCACAUCUUGAACUCCCUCGACGGUCAUCUGUACGAGCUGAGGAGCGCCGACACAGUCGACAGAGAGAACGACGAUGGCCUGGAUGUCGACGUUCAACUCCUGAACACGGCUACUGGCAAGGGCGUACCAGACCAUGUUCUGCGGCUGAAGAUCGGUUCUGUUUGCCUCAUUAUGAGGAACCUCAACAUCGCUGAAGGACUCGUCAACGGCACUAAAGUCAUCGUAAUCGGCAUCACCAACCGCCUGAUUACAGUGAGACUUCCCGGACAGACGCAACCUAUCGGAAUUCCCCGGAUUACCUUUACUUUUGCGUUUGUCGAGGGUUCGCCGUUACGUGUUCGUCGACGUCAGUUCCCACUGAUGUUGGCCUAUUGCAUGACCGGACACAAGAGCCAAGGUCAGACAAUAGAUUCAGUCGGUGUUGAUUUACGGACCGAUUGCUUCACGCACGGGCAACUAUACGUCUUGCUCAGUAGGGUCAGACAUCCAGACCAUAUUGUUGUUCUCGUACACCCCGAACGUGUCCGAGAUGGAAUCGCAUACGCAAAGAACAUCGUGUAUGGCGAUCUCCUUCUCUAA
This is a messenger RNA of Macrosteles quadrilineatus (aster leafhopper), 2820 nucleotides long. RefSeq lists its product as uncharacterized. Gene Ontology annotation, molecular function: DNA helicase activity. The transcript has a single exon. Lineage: Eukaryota; Metazoa; Arthropoda; Insecta; Hemiptera; Cicadellidae. The record is from RefSeq and is a predicted model, not a curated record. Gene Ontology annotation, biological process: DNA repair; telomere maintenance. The coding region runs from base 1 to 2820 and encodes 939 amino acids.